GAGCGCAGUACCCUGGGAGCCGGGCCCACAGCAGGGGGCCAUGGGCAGUGCCAGCCAGGCAGGCUAUAGCCCACACUCACUGGCCAGGUGACCCCAGCCCCGGGGCCCUGCUUCUGCCAUCCUGGCUUCAUGCCAGAGGUGGCCCCGGCUGCCAUUCGGCCAGCUCUGGGGGUGCAGCCUGGGCUGGGAGUGCAGCUGGGGUGCCAGUGAGGUACUGGCUAGGCCCUCGGGCCUCAGGGCAAACAAGCUGGGGGCAGCCAAGCCCUCCAUGGCAGCCCCAGCAGGGAAGGCGAGUGGGACAGGGGCUUUGCGGCCCAGGACCCAGAAAGGCCGUAUGAGGCGGGCUGUUCGCAUCUCCAGCCUGGUGGCCCAGGAGGUCCUGUCCCUGGGUGCUGAUGUGCUCCCUGAGUACAAGCUGCAAGCCCCGCGCAUCCACCGCUGGACCAUCCUGCACUACAGCCCCUUCAAGGCCGUGUGGGACUGGCUCAUCCUGCUGCUGGUCAUCUACACAGCUGUCUUCACGCCCUACUCAGCCGCCUUCCUGCUGAAGGAGACUGAAGAGGGCUCCCAGGCCCCCGACUGUGGCUAUGCCUGCCAGCCGCUGGCUGUGGUGGACCUCAUUGUGGACAUCAUGUUCAUCGUGGACAUCCUGAUCAACUUCCGCACCACCUAUGUCAAUGCCAACGAGGAGGUGGUCAGCCACCCUGGCCGCAUUGCUGUCCACUACUUCAAGGGCUGGUUUCUCAUUGACAUGGUGGCUGCCAUCCCCUUUGAUUUACUCAUCUUUGGCUCCGGCUCUGAGGAGCUCAUUGGGCUGCUGAAAACCGCGCGGCUGCUGCGGCUGGUGCGCGUGGCUCGGAAGCUGGACCGCUACUCAGAGUAUGGGGCGGCGGUGCUGUUCCUGCUCAUGUGCACCUUUGCGCUCAUUGCACACUGGCUGGCUUGCAUCUGGUACGCUAUCGGCAAUAUGGAGCAGCCAGACAUGAACUCGCGCAUCGGCUGGCUGCACAACUUGGGUGACCAGAUCGGCAAGCCCUACAAUAGCAGCGGCUUGGGUGGGCCAUCCAUCAAGGACAAGUACGUCACAGCGCUCUACUUCACCUUCAGCAGCCUGACCAGCGUGGGCUUUGGCAACGUCUCGCCCAAUACCAACUCAGAGAAGAUCUUCUCCAUCUGCGUCAUGCUCAUUGGCUCCCUCAUGUAUGCCAGCAUCUUCGGCAAUGUGUCGGCCAUCAUCCAGCGGCUGUACUCGGGCACGGCCCGCUACCACACGCAGAUGCUCCGUGUGCGGGAGUUCAUCCGCUUCCACCAGAUCCCCAACCCACUGCGCCAGCGCCUGGAGGAGUACUUCCAGCAUGCCUGGUCCUACACCAACGGCAUUGACAUGAAUGCGGUGCUGAAGGGCUUCCCUGAGUGCCUGCAGGCUGACAUCUGCCUGCACCUGAACCGCUCACUGCUGCAGCACUGCAAGCCUUUUCGUGGGGCCACCAAGGGCUGCCUGCGAGCCCUGGCCAUGAAAUUCAAGACCACGCAUGCUCCGCCAGGGGACACACUGGUGCAUGCAGGGGACCUGCUCACCGCCCUCUACUUCAUCUCCCGUGGCUCCAUUGAGAUUCUGCGGGGCGAUGUUGUCGUGGCCAUAUUGGGGAAGAAUGACAUCUUUGGAGAACCUCUGAACCUGUACGCGCGACCUGGCAAGUCCAACGGGGAUGUACGAGCCCUCACCUACUGUGACCUGCACAAGAUCCAUCGGGAUGACCUGCUGGAGGUGCUGGACAUGUACCCUGAGUUCUCAGACCACUUCUGGUCCAGCCUGGAGAUCACCUUCAACCUUCGAGAUACCAACAUGAUCCCCGGUUCUCCUGGCAGCACCGAGUUAGAGGGUGGCUUCAACCGUCAACGAAAGCGCAAGCUGUCUUUCCGAAGGCGUACAGAAAAGGACCCUGAGCAGCCUGGGGAGGUGGCAGCCUUGGGGCCUGGUGGGGCAGGCGCAGGGCCAAGCGGCUGGGGCCCGCCAGGGACAACGUGGGGGGACAGCCCGUCCAGUGGCCCCUCCAGCCCAGAGAGCAGCGAGGAUGAGGGCCCGGGCCGCAGCUCCAGCCCCCUGCGCCUGGUGCCCUUCUCCAGCCCGAGGCCCCCUGGGGAGCUGCGGGGCAGGGAGCCCCUGACUGAGGAUGGUGACAAGAGCAGCAGCGACACGUGCAACCCCUUGUCUGGCGCCUUCUCCGGGGUUUCCAACAUAUUCAGCUUUUGGGGGGACAGUCGGGGCCGCCAGUACCAGGAGCUCCCUCGAUGCCCCGCCCCCACCCCCAGCCUUCUCAACAUCCCACUGUCCAGCCCAGGCAGGCGGCCCCGGGGUGAUGUGGAGAGCAAGCUGGAUGCCCUGCAGAGGCAGCUCAACAGGCUGGAGACCCGACUGAGUGCAGACAUGGCCACUGUCCUGCAGCUGCUACAGAGACAAAUGACACUGGUCCCACCAGCAUACAGUGCUGUGACCACCCCAGGACCCGGCCCCUCUUCUGCCUCUCCCUUGCUGCCCAUCAGCCCCAUCCCCACCCUUACGCUGGACUCGCUUUCUCAGGUUUCCCAGUUUGUGGCGUUUGAGGAGCUUCCCCCUGGAGCCCCAGAGCUCCCCCAAGAUGGCCCCACUCGACGCCUCUCCCUGCCUGGCCAGCUGGGGGCCCUCACCUCCCAGCCUCUGCACAGACACGGCUCAGACCCGGGCAGUUAGUGAGGCUGCCUGGUGUGGACAUGUGGCUCACCCAGGGUUCUGCGCACUGCCUGGCUGCUCCCCUCGGAGGCCCUGCCCAGGAGGCCCUGGCCGUGGAGGGAAGACUAGUGAAGGAGCAGCUCCUCCCCCGCCCUUGGGACCAUCUUCUCCUGCAGUCCCCUUGGCCCCAUUGGGAGGGGCAGGGCAGGGCCGGGCAGUGGACGGGGGGUCUGUGGUCCCCUCACUGCCCUGGGGGCAUUAGCUGGUCUAACUGCCCGGAGGCACCCGGCCCUGGGCCUUAGGCACCUCAAGGACUUUUCUGCUAUUUACUGCUCUUAUUGUUAAGGAUAAUAAUUAAGGAUCAUAUGAAUAAUUAAUGAAGAUGCUGAUGACUAUGAAUAAUAAAUAAUUAUCCUGAGGCAACUCGGUGGUUCUGGG
Fukomys damarensis (Damara mole-rat) is the source of this 3148-nucleotide messenger RNA. It is a transcript of the gene Kcnh2, whose product is annotated as potassium voltage-gated channel subfamily H member 2. Lineage: Eukaryota; Metazoa; Chordata; Mammalia; Rodentia; Bathyergidae. The record is from RefSeq and is a predicted model, not a curated record. The transcript is spliced from 11 exons. Gene Ontology annotation, biological process: regulation of ventricular cardiac muscle cell membrane repolarization; potassium ion transmembrane transport; membrane repolarization during action potential. Gene Ontology annotation, cellular component: membrane. Gene Ontology annotation, molecular function: inward rectifier potassium channel activity. The coding region runs from base 269 to 2731 and encodes 820 amino acids.